CUUAACCGAAAUAAAAUUUUGCGUCAAAAAUUGGAUAAUAAUUUCAAGGGCGGAGUUAGUGAUUUAGACAUUGAAUAUUAGUAAUAAAUAAAAUGAAAUAAAGUUUCACAUAACCCCAAAUUCCAUUUUCGUGAAAUUUAGCUAUACUCCCACCACUUUUUCCGGCGAGAUAAUUCCGGCAAUCAAAGGCGGAAGCCGUCGCCGGCUGUGAUGGCAUUCUCAUUCGCACCCGUGAAAGUCCCUUCUUGCCUCACCUGCAGAGCAUCUCUCGCAACUUCAUCCUCAUCGCCGCCGUCGUCGCUCGCCUUCGACGCCGCCUACGUCAAACGCGCCGCCGAUUUAGCCGACAAAUCCGCCGGAUUCACGGCGCCGCACCCCAACUAUGGCUGCGUCAUUGCCGCUAGCUCAGGUAAUGGAGAAAAGGUUGUGGUCGGAGAAGGGUAUUUGUAUGCCCAGGGCACCUCUCCCCCGGAGGUCGAGGCGGCGGAGGCCGCCAGAGAACGCUGCCGUGGCGCCACCGCUUAUCUCAACAUGGAGCCCGAUCAUUGCCUCGGCGAUCAGGCUGCUGUCUCUGCUUUGAUUCAGGCAGGAAUUUCUAGAGUUGUCAUUGGAAUCAGACAUCCUUUGCAGCAUCUUCGGGGCAAAGCUAUUCGUGUUUUUCGAAGCAAAGGACUGCUGGUUGAUGUUCUUGGCGAGGAUCUCCAGUGUAAAGCAAUGGAGGAAAGUUUGAAGUCAUGUCUUCUUGUCAAUGCCCCUUUACUAUAUAGAGCUGCUAGUCAAGUUCCAUUUUCUGUUCUCAAAUACGCAAUGACCCUCGAUGGAAAAAUUGCUGCAAGUAGUGGACAUGCAUCAUGGAUAAGCUGCAAAAAGUCAAGAACCCGUGUUUUUGAACUACGGGGCAGGAGUGACGCUAUUAUCGUAGGAGGAAACACUGUGCGCCGAGAUAAUCCUCUACUCACAGCACGACAUGGAGGCGGGCAUUCACCUCAACGGAUUGUAAUGUCUAAAUCUCUUGAUCUCCCCGAGGUGGCAAACUUGUGGGAUGUUACUGAGUUUUCCACCCUGGUUAUGACACAAAGAGGAGCAAAGAGAAGCUUCCAGAAAUUCCUCGCGUCAAAAGGCGUUGAAGUGGUUGAGUUUGAAAUUUUGAACCCCAAAGUCGUUAUGGAUUACUUGUAUGAUCGUGGAUGUCUUUCGGUUUUGUGGGAGUGUGGAGGUACAUUAGCUGCUUCUGCUAUUUCUUCGGGUAUCAUACACAAGGUACAUGCGUUCGUUGCCCCUAAAAUUAUUGGUGGGAAAAACGCACCAUCUCCCGUGGGGGAACUCGGGAUGGUGGAGAUGUCUCAAGCUCUGGAACUGAUCGAUGUAAACUACGAGCAGGUCGGUCCAGAUAUACUCGUGACCGGAUUUCUCCAGCCGGUGCCUGACUUGUCGCCAGUGAUCCCAUCAGUUGACGAAGCUUCUGCAAUUGAUCCUACUGUUUCUCCAUACGAGUCGAGCAUCAUUUUCUUUUACAAGACAUGGGAUCCUUAUGGUGCCUUUUCAAACUUCUCUUUGCAUCCGAUUCGAUUGCAUGAUGAAAGUGGAGAGUAUUACCACUGGCCAAGUGUGGAGCAUUAUUACCAGGCUAAUAAGUUCAUGGGUUCAGAAGACCCUGCUGCGAAGACGUGUUUGAAGGAGAUAAAAAGUGCGAGAAGUCCAGAGAAAGCAGCUCGUCUAGGAAGGCGAACACAGAGGCAACGGCCAGAUUUGGUUAGGGCGGAUUGGGACUCUGUGAAGAUCGAUGUAAUGUAUAGAGCGUUGAAGUGUAAGUUCACGACCUAUCGUUACUUGAGUUCCAUGCUGCUCUCGAGUGCUGGAUCUGUUCUCGUUGAAGCUUCACCACACGACCUGUUCUGGGGAGGCGGACGGGACGGAGAAGGGCUGAACUAUCUCGGGAGACUGCUGAUGCAGCUGAGAUCUGAGUUGCUGGCUGAGAAUUCUGCUUCAAAUGCAGACAACGAGAAAGAGGAAAACCAAGUUCAGAAAUUGGCAUGAAAAUUGACUAUUGACUUGUGUGAGAUUUUCUCAAUAUGCUUUCGUGUCACGUCUCGUAUUUUGCUAUUACUCCCUACGUCCAUCAUUAAGUGACCAAUUAGAAUCGGCAUGAAUUUUAAGAAAUGUGAAGGAAUGCGAGUGGAAUGAGUUAUUAUAGUGUGUUGUACGAGUCAUUAUGGUUACGCAAUGUAAAAUCUAGAAAAAUAAAAACUACAUAAUUAUAGCCUUAAGUAUUUGAUUUCUAAA
This is a messenger RNA of Salvia splendens (bonfire salvia), 2283 nucleotides long. Its product is annotated as riboflavin biosynthesis protein PYRR, chloroplastic. Gene Ontology annotation, molecular function: diaminohydroxyphosphoribosylaminopyrimidine deaminase activity; NADP binding; 5-amino-6-(5-phosphoribosylamino)uracil reductase activity. NCBI's taxonomy places the organism in Eukaryota, Viridiplantae, Streptophyta, Magnoliopsida, Lamiales, Lamiaceae. The record is from RefSeq and is a predicted model, not a curated record. Bases 211 to 2037 code for a protein of 608 amino acids. The transcript has 10 exons. Gene Ontology annotation, biological process: riboflavin biosynthetic process.